This is a messenger RNA of Coffea eugenioides, 1169 nucleotides long. RefSeq names its product proteasome subunit alpha type-7. The transcript has 3 exons. Gene Ontology annotation, cellular component: proteasome core complex, alpha-subunit complex; nucleus; proteasome core complex. Lineage: Eukaryota; Viridiplantae; Streptophyta; Magnoliopsida; Gentianales; Rubiaceae. The record is from RefSeq and is a predicted model, not a curated record. Bases 183 to 932 code for a protein of 249 amino acids. Gene Ontology annotation, biological process: ubiquitin-dependent protein catabolic process.
UGUGCUACAGGUGACUUCUCCCCCAAGUUCUCUCUGAAUCCUCUUCCCCUUCUUCACGCUUGCAUCCCUCUCUCUCUCUUCCCUGGAAGUCUAAAAGUGUCGAGCCAGAGAUCCCAAACCACAAGCCCAACCCCAAAAAAAACUGUACGAAUACGUAGCAUACCCUAUACAGGCACAGAUAGAUGGCUAGAUACGACAGAGCCAUUACUGUUUUCUCCCCCGACGGACAUCUUUUUCAGGUGGAGUACGCCCUCGAGGCCGUCCGGAAAGGAAACGCCGCCGUUGGUGUCCGUGGAACCGACACUAUCGUCCUUGGUGUCGAGAAGAAGUCUACUCCUAAGCUUCAAGACUCCAGAUCGGUUAGAAAGAUUGUGAAUUUAGAUGAUCAUAUUGCAUUGGCCUGUGCUGGACUGAAAGCAGAUGCUCGUGUUUUGAUAAACCGGGCACGUAUUGAAUGUCAAAGUCAUAGACUUACAGUUGAGGAUCCGGUCACCGUUGAGUAUAUUACGCGCUACAUCGCUGGACUUCAGCAGAAGUAUACACAAAGUGGUGGUGUAAGACCAUUUGGCCUUUCCACUUUGAUAAUUGGCUUUGACCCAUACACAGGUGUCCCUGCGUUAUAUCAGACAGAUCCUUCAGGAACAUUUUCAGCGUGGAAAGCCAAUGCAACUGGGAGAAACUCAAACUCUAUCAGGGAGUUUCUGGAGAAGAAUUACAAGGAAACAGCUGGCCAAGAAACUGUAAAACUAGCUAUUCGUGCAUUGCUUGAAGUCGUUGAGAGUGGUGGGAAGAAUAUAGAAGUAGCUGUGAUGACGAAAAAAGAUGGGCUGAGGCAACUUGAAGAAGCUGAAAUUGAUGCUAUUGUUGCUGAAAUUGAAGAGGAGAAAGCAGCUGCAGAGGCUGCCAAGAAGGCUCCUCAAAAAGAAACCUAGAUUGACUGCAAUAUUUGCUUAGAAAAUGCCUGUGUUUUGUACUCUGUUAUGUGUUAUUUGCUCAGACCAUAAUCCCUUGUUUGUCAAGUACUGGCUUCUCAGGCAGGAUCCAAGCAACCGCUACAACGUUUUCAUGUGACAAAAUUUAGUCUAUUUAUUUCUUAUCAAACAUUUUAUUGUUUUGCAUCGAAGUGUGUUGCUUGAGGUAAUUUACAUGAUACUCGAAGUUUGGUUUGA